This is a messenger RNA of Closterium sp. Naga37s-1, 3477 nucleotides long. Lineage: Eukaryota; Viridiplantae; Streptophyta; Zygnematophyceae; Desmidiales; Closteriaceae. The record is from the annotation of a GenBank genome assembly.
AUGGUUGUUGUAGUCGCCGCGCGAGCCACCCAGCAGGGUCUCUUCCAGGCAAUCAGCUUCACCUCGUUUCUAUCACAUUCGUGCUUAAAACGAGGGAGACCAUGCGCAUUCCUCUCCCGCCUCCAUUCCGCCUCCCCAGCGCUCCCCUCCCCGUCGAUCCUCCGCGUAUCCCCGCUCACGCUUCCCGCCAACGGCCUCCGCUCCCCCUUAAUUCCCGCGCCAUCGCCGCAAAUCGCGGAUGCCGAUUCGAAGAACCACCACGGAGCCGCGUCCAAAUCUGCUCUCCUAACAUCCGCGCCGCUCUUUCUCCUUCCAAGCCAGCAGCAGCAGGCGUCUCGUGGGGUGGCGGCUCGUGCAGCCUCUAAAUCCUCUCGAAUCAUUAAGGAUGCGUCUAAAAAAAAAGGCGGGAAAGUUGGUCUAGGAGGGACCGCGCAGGAAGCGAAGCAGCAGCGAAAGGGGGGUCGCGGACACGGCGGCUCGGCUUUCGGAGUUAACGAGUUUACCGGAAACGGGGGUCUGCUUGAAGCGGAACCGUCCGAUUUGGGCGAUCUGGGUUUAUCCAAGGACGUUGACGCGGCAUGGCUUAUUAGCGGGUCGCGAGACAAUAUCGAGGAUGACGUGCCGGAUUCCCCGUUUCUAGACGCGGUCGUUAAGGUGAAGCUGAAGCGACGCGGCGACGACACGAAGUUCGUCGCACGCGUGCUGGCGAUCGGCGUGGAGUGCGACAUUGCUCUCCUUGCUGUGGACGACGAAUCGUUUUGGCAGGGCCGCCAGCCGCUCAGGUUCGGCGGGCUCCCUCACUUGGAGGAUGCAGUAACAGUGGUGGGGUACCCGGUGGGAGGAGACAGCAUAUCAGUCACCUCUGGCGUCGUCUCUCGUAUCGAAGUAACCGCGUACGCUCACGGCGCGUCAGAGCUCCUAGGAGUGCAAAUCGACGCAGCAAUUAACCCGGGGAACAGCGGCGGCCCGGCUUUUAACGACCGCGGGGAGUGUGUGGGGAUAGCGUUUCAGUCCCUGAAAGAUAGUGACACCGAGAAUAUUGGGUAUAUCAUCCCCACGCCGGUGAUCUCGCAUUUUCUCGGGGAUUACCGAAGGAACGGGCAGUACACCGGUUUUCCCGCGAUCGGAAUCCUCUGGCAGAGGCUGGAGAAUCCUGCGCUCCGGGCAGCUCUGAAAAUGUCGCCCGGGCAGAAGGGUGUGCUCGUGCGAAAAGUCGACCCAACGUCUCGUGCUCAUGGCGUGUUACAGCAAGGGGAUGUGAUCAUGUCAUUUGACAAUGUCCCCAUCGCAAGCGACGGUACAGUUCCUUUCCGAACCGGCGAGCGCAUCUCCUACGGGUUCCUGGUCAGCCAAAAAUUCUCCGGCGAGGUUGCCCGGCUGGAAAUUCUCCGCGACGGGCAGCUGACGAAAGUUCAGGUGCAGCUGAAGCCGCCGAAACGGCUCAUUCCGGUCCACACGGGAGGGAAACCGCCAACCUAUUUGAUCGUUGCAGGGCUAGUUUUCACUCCGGCAGUGCAGCCGUUUCUGCAGUCGGAGUAUGGGAGCGAGUUUGAGUUUGAGUCGCCGGUUUCGCUGCUGCAGAAGCUGCUGCAUGGGCAUGCGGAGCAUCAGGAUGAGGAAGUGGUGGUGCUCAGCCAGGUGCUAGCGCAUGAGGCCAACAUAGGGUACGAGGAUAUCACCAACACGUGCCUCGUUUCUCUCAACGGCAUGCGGGUGCGCAACGUCCGCCAGCUGGCAGCACUGGUGGACGCUUGCACUGCAGACUGGGAGAGCCAGCCGUUCAUGCAGUUUGAGCUGGAGCACCGGCAGCUGGUGGUGCUGGAGACACGGAGCGUGCGGGCUGCUACGGGCGAUGCCAUGGCCGAUCACAGCAUUCCCUCGGACCGAUCGGAGGAUUUACGGUCGGCGGCAGCAGCGGAAGCAGCAGCACAAGAAGCAGCUGCAGCAGCACCAGCAGAAACAUUAGCCGUAACGGCACCAGCGGCAGGGGAGAUGGAUGUUGGUGGUGAAUCUGCAUCAUUGUCAUCUAGUGGGGAGGAUGAGACACCAGGGAAAGCCGUUCGCAUGAGGAGUGACGCCGUUGAUCGGCGGUGCGCGCUCGACGCGCUAACACCGCCGCACGAGAGCUCCCCCGGCAAGAUUCCGCACGACCCUCUUGCUCCGCAGACGCGCAAACCGCACCUCUCCUUGAACGUCCCUUCCCCCUCGUCAAUUGCGCGCACCCCCUCCCCCUCCUGCCCGCCGCAAGCCCCCUCAACCUGUACCACCGCGGCAGCGUCGCCCGCUCAGUCGCUCUACUCUCCCGGCCCCGCCUCCGCUCCUGCGGGACCUCCGCAUCUUCCGCCUUCUGCCUCGCUUCUGCGCCGCGCAUCCGCGCCGACUCUUCCGGAGCCGCAGCCGGAUGUCGCGGUGGUAUCAAGAACUUGUGCCGCCCGAGUUUCCGACAGCUGCAAAAAGCAAGCUGACGGGACGAUGCGGCAGGAGCAGCAGAAGCAGCAGCAGCAGAAGGAGCAGCAGAGGGAACAGCAAAAGGAGCAGCGGAAGGAGCAGCGUCGUGGGAGCGCCGACCACAAUCAUCCUGCGCGUGAUGCGCAGCCGCAACAGCCGCUUACCUUCGGGACCGACGAGCAAUGGGAGCGGAUCCUGGCGACGCGACGGGAAACGCGGCGCAGGGCUUCUAAUAGAAUUAGUAUGGAUAGUAUCGAAGUACGGGGCACUAUCGGAGGCAGCGCAACUACUGCGGCAAUGGCUGAGAAGAGAACGGCGCCGCCGCCGCGAGGGGCUCUACAGCGCUCCGGCGGCAGCUGCGACGUCUGGCGACUCGUCCCGUCGAUGGAUGCUCGCGAAUGCGACUCCCCGCCGGCGGGAACGCGCGCGCGCGCGGACCGUGACGACGCGCGGAAGGGGUGCGCUGGCUCCACCGGCUCCGCCGCGGGGAAGCGGACGGCGCGCCUGGGGAAGAGCGGCGGGAGCUGCGACAUGGCGCGGGUGGUGCAGAUGCUAGAGGAUGAAAUGGACCGCGAGGAGCACGAUGCGCGGAAGGGGUGUUCUGCCGCCACUGGCGUCGCCGCGGGGAAGCGUAUGGAGCGCCGCUGGGGGGUCCCUGGUAGGGCAACACUGGCGGGGAGUGGCGGGAGCUGCGACAUGGCGCGGCUGGUGCAGAUGCUAGAGGAUGAGAUGGACCGCGAGGAGCGGGAUCUCGAGGAGCGCGACGCGCGGAAUAAUAUUAUUGCCGCCCCCCAUGGCGGGUGGGUUUGGCGGACAAACCAGUUCCGACGUCGACUGAAUUGGUUCUUCCCUGGACACGUGGCGGAAAUAGAGUGGCGGCUGGUGGGAGUUCGCAUCUCAACACCAGUCACAGUGCUACCAGUCUCAGGGGAAGAACUGCAAUGUGCAGAGCCGCAGGAGGCACAGCGGGAGCAGUGCCAGUCAGGCAGAGCUUUGGGAAGGAGUGAGCGACCACUUUCGCAGCAUUAG